AUGUCACUGGAUUACGAGGCGAUGACGCCAGAACAGCGGAAGUUGUUUGAGCAAGUCAAGAAUGCGAGUGGUGAGCUCUAUUUCCGUUACCGUCACAUUGGUGAUGUUGAAGCGCAAGCAAUCGCUGAAGCACUCAAGGGGAACACAAAGCUCACCAAGCUCACCAAGCUCCAGGUUGGUGACGCUGGCGCUCUUUCUAUUUCAGCAGCACUCCAAGAAAAUACGACUUUGCAAUAUCUCAUUCUGUGUUUGAAUCAGAUCGGAGACGCUGGGGCUCUUUCCAUCUCAGAAGCACUUCAAAAGAAUACGACUUUGCAAAAUCUAGAUUUGACGUACAAUCAGAUCGGUUAUGUGGAGGAAACGGUACUGCGCCACAGUAUCCAUCCAACCUUGAAAUUACACAUUGCGAAUCAGCAUCGAUCCGGUUCUGUUCGAUGCCAGGAAGUUCGCGUGGUCGUGCUUGGCGAUCCUUCAGUCGGCAAGACCUCGCUUGUUAGGGGAAUCGCCGACGGUUACGUGCGACAGACGUUCUCCAACUGGCUCAACAUUGCCAAUUCCACCGAUGGUAUUGAUAUUUCAACAGUCGUUCUGCGUGAAAAAGGCGAAUCCAUGAUUUUGAUCGUUUGGGAUUUCGCCGGUCAAGAAGUCUACCUGGUUUCGCACCAGUUCUUUCUUCGUGAACGAACAGUCUACCUGGUCUUGUUUGACGUGCGUGAAGACUUGUCACUCAAUUCGCGCCUUGCCUUUUGGCUCCGCAGCUUGCACGCUUGCGUUCCAAACGCCGAUAUCAUUCUUGUUGGAACACACAUUGAUGAUCCGUCAUACACUUCGGAGCGGCAGCAAGAGCAAAAACAAAAUCUUGCCAAUCUGCUCAGCACCCUGAAAGAAUCAAGUGUUUCGUUUAACGUGCGUUCGACCUUCUACAUCAACGCGCGGAACUCUACGGGGGCCCCGAGCAUGCUGGAACUCAAGACUGCAUUGUUUCAAGCCGGACAAAAGAUGCCGUUUACAAUCAACUCGACCCCAGACACGUCCAGUGUUCCCGCGCUGCAACCUGCAACUCUCCUUGCUUCGUUGGACGACAUUGUCAUCUUGAACCCUCAAUGGUUCACGAAAACAGUCCUGACUGGAGUGAUUACGCAGAAACCUCAAGAUCGAUGGGUCAAGGAUGGCAUUGUGACUCGCAAGGAUCUGCAUCGAAACGCUUGGAAGGGCAUCGAUUCUGCGAUCUGUGAUCAGUUUGUGCUGCUCCUUCAGCGAUACGAGCUCUUGUACAAGAUGAGCGAUGGCGAUCAGCCUGGAACCGAUUCUUCAAGCGCAGGCACUCGCUAUGUCAUCCCUUCGUACCUGCCAGCCUACAAAUCCGACCCUAAUGCUGUUCUGGUCAAUUACGACGGUCCUCGAGCACUACUCCGUGUUCAUCGCAACGCUUCCAGUGUGCGCCUCGAGUUUACCGCUCGCGGGAAGCAUCCAGAGAGGCUGCUUCCAACUCUGAUUGAGAUAUUGGACAGGCUCAGCUCGGAUUGGUAUCCUGGAAUCUCGUGGAAAACCUACCUGCGCUGCCCCAUGCACGAGCCUAAUGACAAACCAUGCCUGUGGACACUACGACCUCAAGUUCGCGAUGCAGUAAUCAACAAUGAGCAACCUUUAUCUUGUUCGCACACGCACAUCGCGUUUUCAAAGGAGGAAUGGCUUCCAGUUCUCAGCUCGCUUUUGCAGCGUCGCUUGAAGGCGGUUUCGCAACCCACACCGGAGGAUAUCGAAGCGCUACGGCAACUCGAACCGCAACCGGCACCGGCGAGCGAGAUCCAAACAGCAGCCGCGGAAGCUGCAUCACUUGUUGCAGCACAACUGAUUGCAUCUGGAAAGCAAACAUUGCAGGAAGUUGGUGCGGCGGCCAUCCAUUCUGUUCGCGAAGUCGAGAAGCAAGUGACUUCCUCUGGAGUGCAGCAGCUUCAAAAUAUUGCCGCUCAGUCAGCGCAGGACUUGCAGCGUUUCAAUAGGGCUUUGGAUGGCAUCAUUGGAUCGAUUCCAAAUGCGGUCAAAACUGAUCCUGUCGAGUUUGAUCGGCUGAUCCAGUCUACAGUUUUGAAGCGCAUCGAUGAGCUUGCCAAAGCUUUGGAUUCGCGGUUCGAUGCGGCAGAAUCCCUGCACCAGGAGCAGAGAAACGAAAUCGCUCGUUUUUUCACGAGUCAAGUCCAAAUGCAGCUGGACUUGCUGGACAAACCAUGCCCGUUGUUGUUUGUCGUGGUACCGCCGACCAAGAAGUGGCAUUCCAAACUCAUGGAUCUUUACAAAUCAAGCCACACUGCGCACCUGCUAUGCGCCCACAUGGGUACCAACAGCCAGCCCGAGUGGCAUCGUAUCGACAGUCAUCCCGGCUACGAAAUUGCCAAGUUUUCAAAGUGGCUGAAAAAGUAUGGUUCUCGUGUUCGCAGCCUGCUUGAGUUUGUGCGUCCGUUCCUGAAAGCAGCCAGUUUGGCUCCUGGUGGACCAGAUGUAACGGAUGCGGUUGAUUCUGCCAUUACUGCUUUGGAAGACCCGCUCGAGGCUCUGCCCGCGAAAGGAAAGCAACCAGCGCCCGCAUCUGCUGCUUCCUCAGAAGUCACACACUCGUCCCAAGAGGCAGCACGGGAAUGGGCUGCUUUCCUAUCCAAGAAAGACGAGUACAAGUCCUUUGCCGGUUUGGAGCGAGCUGUUGUGCUCAGCACGGGCGAGGUUCGUUGGGUCUGUCCGAAGCAUGCGCAAGCGCCCAUCUAUCGCACCAGCUCCAUUUCGAGCAGCUCGUCCGCCGGCUCCUCUAGCAAUGCGCCAAGCAGCUCUUCCAGUGGCAACGUUGCUAGCAGCUCUUCCGCGCCAUCCACUUCAACACCGUGAUGCAGGCACGUCGUGUUUUGUCUUCACUCGCCGUCAAGAUUGUGCUUUUAUGUCUGAUUCUUUUAUUGUGUGCAUGCGUUGAUGUUCAAUAUUUCCGAAUUCGAUGCC
Messenger RNA from Capsaspora owczarzaki ATCC 30864, 2985 nucleotides. RefSeq lists its product as hypothetical. Lineage: Eukaryota; Filasterea; Ministeriida; Capsasporidae. Gene Ontology annotation, molecular function: GTP binding; GTPase activity; protein binding. The record is from RefSeq and is a predicted model, not a curated record. The transcript is spliced from 9 exons. The coding region runs from base 1 to 2877 and encodes 958 amino acids.